UCUUUAUUUACUUCCUUUUAACCAUAUGAUGCGUGUUUGUGUAGAAUAUAACAAAAUGACAUGUACAUGAAUUAUAAUCCAAUUGAAAAAAGGUUUAUAUAAAAUAUCAACAUUAACAUUGAGUCCCAAUAACCAAUCAAUAUAAAGGUAAAAAGUAAAAUAAAAAAAAAAUAAAAAAAUAAAAAAAAAAUACCGUUACUCAUUGACAUUUUUCUGAAAUUAUUUCGCAAUUCAAAGUUAGUUUCGACUACUAACGUUGUUAUCGAUCUAUUUAAAGAUUUGGACUUUUCAAGUUUAUUUAUAAUCUUUCGCUUUUCAGGAAAAUUUAAUAACAAUAUGGUUUUUCCGUGUUUAUUUAUAGUAAUUUGAUUCUCGGGUCAAUCACAUGUUGAUAAUUAUAGUGAUACAAACUUAUCGUACAACACAGUGUUAUAUAUGUUACGAACUGGAACUAUACAAUUUAUUCUAGAUUUUAUUUAUUAAGUGUUGUUUGUGCAACUUGACAUUAGUCUGUGGAAAAUUAAACCAAUAAACGUACAAGGUAAAAGGAGAUAAAAUGGGAAACAAGAUGAGUAAGCGAAUCAACGAUUCAGUAGAGGAAAAUGAUAUUUCCCUCGGCCAUACGUUUGUUUGGGAAACACCAGGUAAAUAUAUUCAACCUUCCAUGGAGAAUCAUAGUUACAAAAUCUUAGAAGACAGACAGUUUGAGUGGUUGAAAUUUGGAAGUGAUCAUAUUCUGAGUGGAAAAGCUUCUAAGAAAAGUGAUUGGAACUGUGGAUGCAUAGAACAGAAGGAUGUCUCCGUUAGCCUCUUGCAAAUGAAGUACUUGGAUGGAACGAAUAUGAACGACAUACAGUCUUAUCCCGAACGCAGAGUUGGAUACAUAACAGGAUUACUUCCACAGAACCAUCAGGCUGCUGAUGAUUCUAAGAAAAGUAUUCAUAAUACGCAACAGCUAACCAAUGUACUAGAUGCAGAAGAGAUAUUUAAUCUAGUAAAGCGGGGUAAAACACGAAAGAUACCUGACCUGGAGAACGACAAGGGUAAUCCAAUGAAAACAUCAUGCAAUACCGCAGGAUAUGUUAGAGGAUCUAGCGAGACACCCAACAAUAAUGAGACGGAAGGAGAUAUUAAGAUGUCAUGUGCGAUGGCCUUCAGAAAGAAAUUUUAAAUAUCAAUAAAUGUUUUAGUAUUUUUUAAA
Messenger RNA from Mytilus californianus (California mussel), 1201 nucleotides. RefSeq lists its product as uncharacterized. NCBI's taxonomy places the organism in Eukaryota, Metazoa, Mollusca, Bivalvia, Mytilida, Mytilidae. The transcript has 6 exons. The record is from RefSeq and is a predicted model, not a curated record. Bases 557 to 1171 code for a protein of 204 amino acids.